UGCUCUCACCACCUCACCCACCAUGGCUCCUUCACCAAGGGCACGCCCGCAGGCAGCGAGACCUCGCUCGGCGGCCGGGAGUGCUACGUGACGGGCGACAAGGGUGCCCAGCGCGCACUGCUCAUUGUGGCAGAUGUGUUUGGCUGGAGACUGACUAACACGCGCGUGCUGGCGGAUCGCUUUGCAAAGGAGCUUGGCGCGCGCGUAUACAUCCCCGACUUCCUCGACGGCGACGACUUUACGCAGGCCAAGCAGAAGGACCCAAAGUGGGAGCCCGACUUUCCCUCGUUCCUCGCCAAGCAUCAUCCCGGAGAGGCGGCUGCGCCUUCGAUCCGCGCUGCGGUCGACGAGAUCCGCAAGGAGCAGGGCGACAAGGUCAGGAUCGGCGCUGUGGGCUACUGCUGGGGUGCUCUGCCCGUCUUGCACCUCUCCUCCACCUCCGCCGGUGCCUCUCAAGUCGAUGCCAUCGCCUUUGCCCACCCUUCGCUGCUCGCAGAGGACGGCUCGGACUUUGCGCAGCUCGCAAAGCCAGCCCUCUUCCUCACGUGCGAGACGGACCCGCAGUUCCCCGACGCCAAGCGCGAGGCGGCGAUUGAGGUGUGCAAAAAGAAGGCACGCGAGGGCGUGUUUGUCAAGUUUGGCUACUACCCCAACGUCUCGCACGGCUGGGCCAUCAAGGGCGACGAGAACGACGCAUACACGGCAAAGGCGAUGCAGCAUGCCGCCAUCGACACGGCGAGCUUCUUCAACGCCGAGCUCUGAGCAGCGUGUAAUGAACAUCACAUCCCCUGCUCCUCUGUCACCGUGAGAGGGACACAGACAUUCUUCGGGCGUGUCCAAGAAGAUGGCGCGCAGCGCUGCACUGCGAGAUCGCUGCUGCUUCCCCGAGUACGCCUCUCGCCAUUCAUCCGCCCUUGCCCACCCGGGCGGUGUGGCGAGGGCCACCCUCGCUGCGGCCGAGACUGCCGAGUCCGAGUGGUAGUCGGUGCCUGCCCCGCG
Messenger RNA from Tilletiopsis washingtonensis, 999 nucleotides. Its product is annotated as alpha/beta-hydrolase. The annotation marks the transcript as partial. The transcript has 4 exons. NCBI's taxonomy places the organism in Eukaryota, Fungi, Basidiomycota, Exobasidiomycetes, Entylomatales. Gene Ontology annotation, molecular function: hydrolase activity. The record is from RefSeq and is a predicted model, not a curated record.